AUGAGCGAAGUUAAAUCCGCGGCGGGAAAGUAUCAAGAUCGGCGGGGCGGCGUGCGAGCGCGCCCGCCGGCGGGGCCGCGAUGUAGGCGUCGCUCGCGAGCGGCGCAGCCGUACGUCCGCGCGCUCCCGCCGCGGCCUAACGGUGAAAUGCGCGCGCGCAGGCGACGGGCGACCUCUGCCUCUCCGCGGCGUCUGCUUUUUCCCGCCGAGCGAAAAUCACGCGCGUCUCGCUCUGCGCACGGACGCUGGCUGCGUCAGCAC
Molecule: messenger RNA, 261 nt
Organism: Iphiclides podalirius (scarce swallowtail)
Lineage: Eukaryota; Metazoa; Arthropoda; Insecta; Lepidoptera; Papilionidae
Source: the annotation of a GenBank genome assembly